Messenger RNA from Zingiber officinale, 1881 nucleotides. RefSeq names its product splicing factor ESS-2 homolog. The record is from RefSeq and is a predicted model, not a curated record. Gene Ontology annotation, cellular component: catalytic step 2 spliceosome. The coding region runs from base 94 to 1638 and encodes 514 amino acids. The transcript has a single exon. NCBI's taxonomy places the organism in Eukaryota, Viridiplantae, Streptophyta, Magnoliopsida, Zingiberales, Zingiberaceae.
UUUAUUCCUUUCCCUCCACGAGCACAGCCGCAUCGCCCCAAUCCAUCCACAACGUAUCCCCUUUCUCUUUGAAACCCUAAUCGCAGAGCAGCCAUGCUUCUCUCCCCUGGUCAUUCCCCUCGCCGGAUCUCGACUCCCCCCUCCGCCUCCACCCUACCCUUCGACGGAGCUACGCCCUCCUCCGCCUCCACCUCCACCGCUGUCAACCCUCGGAAGCGUGGCGCUGCCGUCCUCGACGAGGAAUCUUACGUCUCUGUCAUAGAGCGCAUCAUCGAGCGCGACUUCUUCCCCGACAUCCCCAAGCUCCGCGACCGCCUCGACUGGCUCGAGGCUGUCCGAUCUGGCGACCCCGUCCUCAUCCGCGACGCCCAGCUCAAGAUCCUCGAGCGCCGCGCUGCCGCUGCUGGGGGACCAGGCGCUGCCACCGCCUCCGCUCGUCGUUCCAGGACCCGCACCCCUGGGUCAUCAUUAUUUCCCUCCUUCUCCGCCACCCCCUUCGGUUCGACGCCUUCGGCCCGUCAUGCCUCCAGCGACCCAGCCGCCCAGACCGCGCCGGAUGAUCCCUUGGCUGACAUCGACACGUCUCUCUCACUGGAUGACUUCCUCCGCCGGUACACCAGCGAGGACAACGAGAGCUUUUCUAAGAUCUUGGAGAAAGUCAAUCGAAAGAGGAGGGAGAAAUACGCCCACCUGCUGGAAGGCGAGAAGGAACCAGGUUUACGAACCCUAGAAGAGGAGAAGAGAGACCGGAUAACCGAUGGGUACGGCACCUCUGGGCAACCUGUGAGCACGUUGGAGGAUUGGAAAUACACGGCUAAGAAUCUCCUCAUGUAUAAUCCUGAAGAAAAGGGGGAGGCGCCACUGACGGAGGAGGAGCGGGCCGAGCGCCUGAAAGGCCUCACCAAGCAGAUCGAGCGUUCCAACACCCGAUUUCAUGGGAAAUCAGCACCCGAAGCUCAGCCGACAAAGGACGAGGAAGCGGCUGCCAUCCUUUAUGCCCCUGUCGCUGGCACCACUCCUGCUGGUGCUGCGUGGCCGUUUGCUAAUCGAGAGGCUGAGAAAUCAAAAAGCUAUGACUUGGAAGAUUUGAGGAAGACACCGAACCCCAUGUAUGUGGAUUCCUCCAAGAAAGCUGAGAAUGGAUACAGCUUCGUUAGGACGCCUUCCCCUGCCCCAGGUGUUGAUGAAUCCCCCUUCAUGACGUGGGGAGAGAUAGACGGAACCCCUCUGAGAUUGGACCUUGAGGAGUCACCUGUUGAUAUAGGAGGAAGUAGUGACGGGCCUCAUUUUCGAAUCCCACUGCCUUCAUCUCGUGAUGUGAAAGCUCAUUCCUUGGCGAGGGAAGCUGCACGAAAGGUGAGGGAAAGGUCCAAGAUGUUUAAGAAGCCGCCACUUCCAUCGCCUGCCAGAGGAGGUAGUGCCAGCCCAAAUGUGCGAACUCUUUCUCCAGCUGCUCAGAAGUUUGUGAGAAGAGCCAUUGCCAAAUCUUCAAGCUCCGUGGAUGAGACUCUUCGAGCAAGCUAUCGUGGGUCUAGCCCAUUUUCUAGCACUCCUAAAGAGAAGUCGAGGUUUUCUAGAGAUGGAAGCUUAGCAUCAAGUUCUCCUCCAUCAAGGCCAGGGUAUGCUUCACCUUGGUGAUGUAGACUUCCUUCCGCCCUAGGUCUACAUAACAAAUGCUUGUUUUUCUUUUCUCUUAUGCCUACUGAUGCAUGAUAGGCACAUGACAAGAGUUUUCGCCUGUUCUAUCUCCAUAGCAAGACUGCACUGAUAGUGUCACUAGUAAUUUGUGAUUACUGAAUUUUUGUAUAUGAAGUUUGUAUGCUGUAUACUUGCCAAAAAAAAAAAACUUUUAAAAUUAAACCAUUUACUAAUGCAAUUACC